Molecule: messenger RNA, 1725 nt
Organism: Thrips palmi
Lineage: Eukaryota; Metazoa; Arthropoda; Insecta; Thysanoptera; Thripidae
Product: netrin-A-like
Exons: 4
Coding region: 124-1725 (533 amino acids)
Source: RefSeq, a predicted model, not a curated record
CGCGAAGCGCGAGCAGAGACGUAGCGCGGCUCGUAGCGCGGCGUGCCCCGCGACACAGCGACCCAGUGCGCGUGCCAUGUGAAGCAGUGUGCUGAACAGUGAGUGCCGAGUGAGAGAGAGGUCAUGUCCUUCGUGGUGCUCGCGGCCGCGAUGGUCGCCGUGUUGGUGGCGGUGCCGGCGCCCGUGCGCCCCGCGCCGCCGGACAGCUUCCUCAAGAUGUUCCCCGCCAUCUCGACGACGCCGCCCGACCCGUGCUACGACGAGGCGCAGACGCAGACGCCCAAGCGCUGCAUGCCCGACUUCGUGAACGCGGCCUUCGGCAAGGCGGUGGAGGCGUCGUCCACGUGCGGCACCGCCGGCCCGGCGCGCUUCUGCGACAACACCCCCGACGGGCCGGGGGCCGCCACGGCCGGCACCAGCGCCAACAACCCGCUCUGCCACAUCUGCGACGACACCAACCCCAAGCGCCGCUACCCGGCCUCCUUCCUGACCGACCUCAACAACCUGUCCAACGUGACGUGCUGGCGCUCCGAGCCGCAGCCGCCGCCCGCGUCCAGCGCCGCGCCGCCGGACAACGUGAGCCUCACGCUCAGCCUGGGCAAGAAGUACGAGCUGACGUACGUGAGCCUGCAGUUCUGCCCGCGCGCCGUCAAGCCCGACUCGCUGGCCAUCUACAAGUCCAUGGACUACGGCAAGACGUGGCAGCCGUGGCACUUCUACUCGUCGCAGUGCCGCCGCGUGUACGGCCGGCCCAACCGCGCCACCAUCACGCGCGCCAACGAGCAGGAGGCCCUCUGCACGGACGGCAGCUCCAUGGCGUCCCGGAUCGCCUUCAGCACGCUCGAGGGCCGGCCCUCCGCCGCCGAGUUCGACUACUCGCCCGUCCUGCAGGACUGGGUCACCGCCACCGACGUGAAGGUCGUCUUCAACCGCCUCUACUUCCCCAAAGACGACGCGGACGACUCGCUGUACGCCGAGCCGCAGCCGCAGACCCCGGCCAAGAAGGAGGCCGCAGUCGGCGGCGCGCCGCCCAGCAAGGCCAAGGUGCUGUCCACCUUCUACGGCACGGCCGGCCUGGGCCAGCAGGGCCUGGGCAUGCUGGCCGGCCACGCCGCGCCCACGGCGCCGGCCUUCAGCGAGGAGGAGGACGACGAGGACGACGAGGACAACAACGCGCAGCGCGACCAGCCGCAGGCCAUGGAGCCGUCGCUCAAGUUCAAGCCGGAGCUGGACAACUCGCUGGGCACCACGGCCACCACCAGCAUCAGCAUGUCGCACUACGCCGUCAGCGACUUCGCCGUCGGCGGGCGCUGCAAGUGCAACGGGCACGCGUCGCGCUGCUCGGCCAGCGGCGGCCAGCUGAGCUGCGACUGCAGGCACAACACGGCGGGCAGGGAGUGCGAGCGCUGCAAGCCCUUCCACUUCGACCGGCCCUGGGCGCGCGCCACCGCCAAGGACGCCAACGAGUGCAAAGACAUCCUCAAGGGAGUUAACCUUGAGGGCUUCCUAACAAAAGUGUUAGGAAUGACCGAUAUGCGCCUCGAUGUAACAUCGAUGGUGGCCAGCGGGGGCCACGUCGAGUGGUGCGAGGUACCAAGUAUCAAGUACCAAGCAUGGUGCCCAGUACCAAGCACCUUGCUCCAAGUACCAAGUACCAUGUACCAAGAACCAUGUACCAAGUACCAUGUUCCAAGUACCAAGUACCCGGUACCAAAUGUCAAGUAA